CAUUAAAGUUAAUGUCACCAUUUCACUGCCUUCACUCAAUCUACCUUGACAUUUUGUUUGAGAUUGCACUAGCAUGUUGUUGUUCGCGGGAAAAAAAUAAGUGAGACUGAAGUGAAAGUCCGUUUCCUUUGAGCACGAAGAGUUCUCAGGAAACGUUUGCAUUGGAAACAAAGGAGUAAUGAGUUGAGGUUUUGUGGUUUCUUGUUGCACGGAGUUGUACAAACUUCGGCAUUGCAAGCCAAAAACUUGCCUUGCACUGAAACGUUUAAUGGAUUGGAACGCUGACGAAGUUGCGGACUGGUUAAAAGAAAUACGGCUUUCAAAGUAUGCCAAGAGAUUUAAAGGAUAUUUUGUCAAUGGAGCUGUUUUGCUCCAAAUGGAUGAUAAUUUUCUUGAUGACCUUGAGGUCACAAAUUGUAAGGACAGGGAAAUUCUCCUGAAAGAAUCCUCCAAGCUUGCCUCGAUAAAAAGUAAACAGCCGGCGGUGCCCAUUGGAAGAGACUUUGCAAAAAAUACACAAACCUUAUCAACUCCACUCAUUACUGUCAGCAAUUUUGAUGACGAUGACGAUGAACAAAAAUUAAUUGUCGUGUAUGGCGACGAUCAGCGAAGAGCCCAUACUGAAUACAGAUCAAAUGAAAAAUUGCCGCUGAAUCAAAGAGUUAUAAACUUCAAGCAUAGCGUUGGAGGACAAUCAGUGAGCGAUGAUAGCUCUGACAGAGAUUUUAGUCUUACAGACAGUCACAACAAACACCAUUUUGAUAUCUGUGAUGAAGAUCCAAACAGGCCAGUUGAUCCGACGCCAACAGCAUCAGCAGUUGCCACAAGAGCCACUCAAAUGGUUGAACUGUUAUCAAGUGAUAAUGUUGCAUUACGAGAAAAACUGCAAAGUGUUUACUAUGAAAUGAGUAGAAUGCAAAAGGUUGAAAGUGAACUUGAGAUCUUACGCACUGCAUACGAGGAACUACAAAUAUCGUUUAGGAAACGAGAAAAUCUGGAAUAUAGCACAAGAACACGAAUAGAAACGGAGAUGAAGAAACUUCGAGAAAGAAACAGGAAUCUAAAAGCUGAGCUGGAGAAAUGUAAAAGUGAAGUCGAACAAGGAAAGAAUUCAUUGGAGAACUUCAAGAGGGAACUUAAACUCAAGAAUGAAGUCAUACGACAGCUCAUAUGUCAAAAUAGCAACUUCAUUUCAACGAGAGAAGAGCUGGAAGGCACAAUAAAUCAACAGAACACACAAAUAGGAGAACUAGAGAGGGACAAAGAUCUGUUGAGUUCAUCGCUGGCACAAAGUCGAGAAAGAAUAACAUGUCUUCAAAAUGAGCUCGAACAAAAGUUGCACACGAAUUACGUGAGCUCGACAGGGAUGGCAGAUGGUCUGCACGUGACGGAAAGUAACCCAGUUGACGAGGGGUCGGGCUCGACAACUGCUGACGAAAUAAGAACACGUCACCGUCAUUCAAUCUCAGCUGAUGAAGGUAUAGCAGAGUUAGAUGGGCCAACAAGUAUUCCUGUGUUACUUGAAAUGUUAAGAGAGAAAGACGAAAGGAUUCAAGUGCUGGAAGAUAAUUUAUCACGGCUCGAACAAACGUUAAUGCAAGAAGGCACAUCAAGGAGUUUGGCCAUUAAAGCUGUAUCUGUCCCAAAGGAAGCACGGAUAGUGGCACUGGAAAAAUCGAUCCAAGAACGCGAAAAGAUUAUCGCUGAGUGUAGAGCAGAAAAUUUAAAAUCCGUCGAAGAACUUUACGUGGCCAACAGGCGCUGUGCUGAUUUAGAAUCCAUAAUAAAAUCCCUUCACUCGCAGUUGGCGGAGAAAACAGCAAGAAUACACAUUCUUCAAAAUAACAACAGCGAUGAACUGAGUGAACCUGAAUGGCCACUAGACCCAGCCUACUGUCGGACAGACUUCGUCCGAAUGAGAGAACUGGCACGAGAUUCUUAUGCAGAAUCACUUGAUUCCGGAAUGUCACUUACUAAUGCACUAGAUGCGAAACAAACAGAUCCUGAAUUCAAGACAAUGGACGAACCAGAUGAGCUAUCAGUUCACUUUUGGUCUGUGUAGCAAUUUAGGUUUGGAAAGGAUAAGUGGACAUAGAAAAUACCACUGCGGACUUCAUCCGAGUGUCUUCUUGGAUAUUUGAGUCAAAGAUCUUUUAAAACCAGCUAAUUUUUUCCGUUGAACAAAUGUAGACCUUUAAAAGCAGAGCUUCACCCAAAAUUCAAGGAACAAGAGUGAAAACAAAACAAAAACCCGCCUCUGAAACCAAGUGUAUCAGGUGGCUUGAAUCUUAGUGAAACUACACAAAAAGACGAAGUGUAAUUUUAAGUUUUGGCCAGUUUUAAAGGGGAAAUAAACACAUUCAUCUGUUUGCAAGUUUCAUAUAGGUUGGCGAUUGUUCUCGCAUGAAACAAAAUGGCAACUCAGUUACCAAGAAAGAUUGCAUAAUUAUGAAUUAUACAAAAGAAAAGUUAGAUAAUCAUACUUUUAAAAAUAUACGAAAACCUUUACUUCCUAAUACCAAUAUUGUACAGCAGCAUCGCAUUAAAAACUGUUAUUGCCAAUUGGGGGAAGACAGA
Stylophora pistillata is the source of this 2577-nucleotide messenger RNA. RefSeq names its product angiomotin-like protein 1. Gene Ontology annotation, cellular component: plasma membrane; bicellular tight junction; cytoplasmic vesicle. The record is from RefSeq and is a predicted model, not a curated record. Gene Ontology annotation, molecular function: protein binding. Gene Ontology annotation, biological process: regulation of cell migration; actin cytoskeleton organization. Lineage: Eukaryota; Metazoa; Cnidaria; Anthozoa; Scleractinia; Pocilloporidae.